AGACCUUUUACAGAGUUAUAUAAUAACUAGAAAUACAGAAAUUGAGUGAUGAACACAUCAGGUUUGCAUUGCUGACAUUUAUGUCCUCCUCUUUUUUGAAGGGAAUGAAAGCUGCAGGAAAUCUGUCAAGAGCUGAAUUUCUAGGGUCGUGAGAUACCACCCGAGAGCAGUGCACAAUGACAACUGCAGGAGUUGCUGCUCAGGAGAUGAGAGUCCAAUUAAAAAAUGGGUUUCUUCACACUAGUCAAGGCAUGGGGAGUCUGAAAACCUGCUGGGGUAGCCACAGUGGAUUUGAAAAUACUUUCUUUAAUGUGGACCCUAUAGCUGUGGCAUAUAACUUGAAUCCAUCAACAGAGCAACAUUUAUCAUCCACUGGGCACUCUUCCAACCAUGCUUCCACAAAUGACCACAGCUUUGCUGAAAACUGCAUCCAAGUCCCACCUCAGAAACCCAGUCCACCUCCUGUAAGUUCCAAAAACGAGCAGCCAAGCUCAAGACCUGAAGACCACCUCAUUCCCAGCUUUAGUAAACUGUCGUUAACCAUGGGCUGUGUUUCUGAAGCAGCACAUCCUCACAUGCCACUGAAAAAUGGGCCAAUUCAAUUUCUAUCUGCAUCUUCCAGUGACCGUAGCUCCAGGCCACUACCCCCUCUGCCUAUUUCUGAAACCCUUACUCCAGAUGAGGAUGACAAAGAGGUGGAAUUCCUGACUAGCUCAGAUACUGACUUUUUGUUAGAAGAUUAUGAACUUCCUCCUUUUAAAUCCAGUGCUCCAAGUCGGCGGAGCUUUAGGGGCUGUGGACAGGUCAAUUAUGCAUACUUUGAUACACCAACAGGACCAAAACCAGAAGGUGCCAACCCUACACAAAGCCUCAGUGGAUACGUAUCCGGUAUUUAUCCUCCUCCACAGCAGCUGCAUCGACGUUUACGAAGGUCCCAUUCUGGGCCAGCUGGAUCUCUUAAUAAACCAGUAGUAAGACUGUCUGGACACUUAAACAGGUCUUCUCCAAACUCUGAUGAAGAUAAACCAGAGAUUCCACCAAGGGUUCCCAUACCUCCAAGGGCUCUCAAACCAGAUUACAGAAGAUGGUCAGCAGAAGUUGCUUCUAGUGCAUACAGUGAUGAAGACAGGCCUCCAAAAGUGCCCCCAAGGGAACCUUUGUCAUGCAGCAAUUCCCGUACACCAAGUCCCAAAAGCCUGCCAUCAUACCUCAAUGGGGUUAUGCCCCCCACCCAGAGUUUUGCACCUGAUCCUAAGUAUGUCAGCAGCAAAGCUCUACAAAGACAAAACAGUGAAGGAUCUUCCAACAGGGUCCCUUGCAUUCUUCCAAUUAUUGAAAAUGGUAAGAAGGCCAGUUCAACACACUACUAUCUGCUGCCUGAAAGGCCUCCUUAUUUGGACAAAUAUGAGAAAUACUUCAGAGAAGCAGAAGAGAGUAGCUCUAACACAGAGAUUCAGUCCUGGCCUAGAGACUGCACAGCCACUUCAGCCCCAACAAAACUGGACUCAAAACCUAGAAUGGACAUAGCUGGUCACCUGAAACGAAAGCACCUGUCUUACGUGGUUUCUCCAUAGUCUCUGGGAGCAUGGUCUCAGCUCAUUUAUCAUGUUACAAUACUCUGGAGGUUCUCAGAUAACAAAGUAGGAUCCGUUUGUCCUCCACGAAAUGGAAAAAGGAUGAAGUCCUUAUGCUGCAUAUCUCUGAUUUGUUUCUUAAGACUGUUCUCUGUCUUGCUAUAUACAGCUGGAACCCUGCAAAGGUUGCAUAGAAACAUGGAGGGAUAGUAGUCACAGUUGGCCAGUUACAUGCUACCUAGAGGAACGUAUUUGGUAGUCACGUUAUCAUCAACAACAAAAUCAAUCUGUGUUUGCUUAAGAGUUACUUAGAAAGCUGACAGCAGAUAAUGCAGUACAGUUUUUGUAUCAGGUAUUUCCAAAAGUGUUUUCACACAGUAACUGCUGAGAACAGACUAUCAUCUUUGACUGGCGUAUGCCGACCUGGUUAGAAGGUAACUGCAAGAUCUGAUAGCCACUUCAAGACUUGGCAAGCGUAUUGGAAGCGUGUUUCAAAAGAUGAAUCUACUUUAAAACUUAAUUUGACACUAAUAGGUUUUGUGGAUUCUUUCAGUUGCUAGACACACUUCUGUUGCUUGGCUCAGUUUGGCAGUUUUUCCUAGGAGAUAUUUGGACCAGCUACUGCCAAACCUCUGCUGCUUCUUUUUUUCCUGAUGGAUCCGAGUUA
Messenger RNA from Dryobates pubescens (Downy woodpecker), 2241 nucleotides. RefSeq names its product ERBB receptor feedback inhibitor 1 (gene ERRFI1). The transcript is spliced from 3 exons. Lineage: Eukaryota; Metazoa; Chordata; Aves; Piciformes; Picidae. Gene Ontology annotation, cellular component: extrinsic component of cytoplasmic side of plasma membrane. Bases 177 to 1574 code for a protein of 465 amino acids. The record is from RefSeq and is a predicted model, not a curated record. Gene Ontology annotation, biological process: negative regulation of epidermal growth factor receptor signaling pathway; regulation of keratinocyte differentiation.